Jaculus jaculus (lesser Egyptian jerboa) is the source of this 1779-nucleotide messenger RNA. It is a transcript of the gene Arf1, whose product is annotated as ADP ribosylation factor 1. Gene Ontology annotation, cellular component: plasma membrane; cytoplasm. Lineage: Eukaryota; Metazoa; Chordata; Mammalia; Rodentia; Dipodidae. The record is from RefSeq and is a predicted model, not a curated record. Gene Ontology annotation, molecular function: GTPase activity; GTP binding. Bases 132 to 677 code for a protein of 181 amino acids. The transcript is spliced from 5 exons. Gene Ontology annotation, biological process: vesicle-mediated transport; intracellular protein transport.
CACAGCGGCCGCAGGAGGCGCUGACGUGGCUGCCGUCAGCGCCGCCAUCUUGUGGGAGCGAAACCAACGCCUGGCUCGGAGCAGCCGCCGCUGAGGUCUCUGGCCGGUGUUGCUUCCACCUGUCCACAAUCAUGGGGAAUAUCUUUGCGAACCUCUUCAAGGGCCUUUUUGGCAAAAAAGAAAUGCGCAUCCUCAUGGUGGGCCUGGAUGCUGCAGGGAAGACAACAAUUCUGUACAAACUGAAGCUGGGUGAAAUUGUGACCACCAUUCCCACCAUAGGUUUCAACGUGGAGACCGUUGAGUACAAGAACAUCAGCUUUACUGUGUGGGAUGUGGGUGGCCAGGACAAGAUCAGGCCACUGUGGCGCCACUACUUCCAGAACACUCAAGGCUUGAUCUUCGUAGUGGACAGCAAUGACAGAGAGCGGGUGAAUGAGGCACGUGAGGAGCUCAUGAGGAUGUUGGCUGAGGAUGAGCUCCGAGAUGCUGUUCUCCUGGUGUUUGCCAAUAAGCAGGACCUCCCCAACGCCAUGAAUGCGGCCGAAAUCACAGACAAGCUGGGGCUGCACUCUCUACGUCACAGGAACUGGUACAUUCAGGCCACCUGUGCCACCAGCGGAGACGGGCUCUAUGAAGGACUGGACUGGCUGUCCAAUCAGCUCCGGAACCAGAAGUGAACCAGACCCCUCCUUCCCUCUUACUUCCUCCUCUCCGCCCUCCGCUUUCCUCUCAUGUGGCAAACAUGCGACUCUGUGGUCCUGAGUGCCAGAAGCUGUCUCCAUGGGUUGGUCAGUGUGCAUCGCACCGUGUGUACAUGUGCAGACGCAGCCUGCAGCCAGGUUUUUAUUUAAUGUAAAUAGUUUCUGUUUCCACUGAGGCAGUUUCUGGUACUCCUAUGCAAUAUUACUUAGCUUUUUUAUUGUAAAAAAAAAAAAUCAACUCACUGUCAGUACUGAGAAGGGAUUUGGGUGUUUGGGUACCUGGCCUCUGGGAGCCACUGGCCUAUAGACUGGUGUCGGGAUCCAUUUGGUGGUUGGUUUUUAACCCGAACUCAGUGCAUUUUUUAAAAUAGUUAAAAAUACAAGAACACUUGAACACACAGAAGGGAGACUAUGCCUAGUGUAGGUUUUGCAGUAACGGCCUGAAUGCUAGUCCAUCGGAUCAGCUGUUCCCAUGGGAACAGGAGAGACGGUGAUAACAAACCACCAUCCGCUGCAUGGUCACAGUAGAGCCCCCGUGACUUGCCUGUCUUUGGGUCACCUGCAUUCCAUAGCAUUUAGCUUGUACUUGUGCCCACACGGUCACCUGGUGGCGGGCUGGGGGCCCACUGCUAGUUGCAGGGCCCUGCGUCGUCCAGGGUUAGUGUGCGCAUUCCCAGCUUGCUCUUGGGCCAGCUUGGACGCGCUGGUGGGAGGCCUGAGUCUCACCAGCAGGAGCGCGUGCAAGCUGGGAGGGUCACUUCACUGCAGACCCAAACCCUGGAGCACCCCCAUCUCCAUGUGUGAAGUAGCUUCCUCCCUCAGCCUGCAAGGGUCCGAUUUGCCAUCGAGAAAGACGACCUCUACUUUUUUCUUUUGUAUUUUGAUAAAACACUGAAGAAGCUGGAGCUGUUAAAUUUAUCUUGGGGAAACCUCAGAACUGGUUUAUUUGGUGUCGUGGAACCUCUUACUGCUUUCAAUACACAAUUAGUAAUCAACUGUUUUGUAUACUUGUUUUCAGUUUUCAUUUCGACAAGCACUGUAAUUAUAGCUAUUAGAAUAAAGUCUCUUAACUAUUUCA